AGCCCACCCUCGAAGCACAAGUUCAAUCGUAGCGGGUGAAGCAACACAUUUUUUUAUCUAUAUACAAGGAUUUAGGGAGAUCAUACAGUGACUUCCAAUCGUAUAGAUCAUAAUCUGUGAUAAAAUGUCGUCGUAAUAGAUCGAGAAAUUACGAAGAAGUGACGUUUUGUUGCUGGUGCCGUGGUAAGGUGCGAGUAUAGGUUAGGGAAGAGUACCGAAGAUUUCGUUAGAAAACGACAAAGAUGCCCUUAAAAAAUUAGGCGGUGAAUGCCGCUGUUACGUGCGAUAAGUAUAUCAUUCAAAUCAGCAUGGUGCAACGUCCAGUCGCGCCCAGGCGCAACGUCAGAAUUCUGUUGAUCGGCGAUCGUGGAGUUGGUAAGACUUCUCUGAUACUAUCGUUAGUAAGCGAAGAAUACGCGGAAGAUGUGCCCUGCAAAGCAGAAGAGAUCACAAUACCGGCUGAUGUCACCCCUGAGCAGGUUCCUACCCACAUUGUUGAUUAUUCGGCUGCAGAGCAAACUGAAGACCAAUUAAGCGAUGAAAUUCAAAAGGCACAUGUAAUUUGCGUUGUAUAUUCUGUGGUAGAUGAGGAUACAUUGGAUAGAGCAGCUACUUAUUGGUUACCAUUAAUCAGACGAUGUUCAUCCAACAAUCGUUGCCCGGUGGUCCUUGUAGGAAACAAGAUUGAUCUUGUUGAUUAUUCGACCAUUGAGGCUGUAUAUCCUAUAAUGAAAGAAUUCACUGAAAUUGAAAGCUGUAUCGAGUGUUCUGCCAAAACAUUACAAAAUGUUUCAGAAACAUUUUAUUAUGCACAAAAAGCUGUUUUGCAUCCUACCACACCAUUAUACAAUUAUGAUACCCAAGAGCUUACAGAAGAAUGUAAAGUUGCGCUUCAGAGAAUUUUUAAAAUAUGUGAUUUGGAUAAUGAUGGUUUGCUAAACGAUAUGGAACUAAAUGCAUUUCAACAAUGGUGCUUCAACACUCCGUUACAACCACAGGUUUUGGAGGAUGUGAAAGCUGUAUUAUCAAAAAAUAUCCAAGAUGGCAUUUGUAACGGAUGCGUUACCAUGAAAGGUUUUAUGUAUUUACAAUGUUUAUUUAUACAACGGGGAAGAAAUGAAACAACUUGGGCUGUGUUGAGAAAAUUCGGUUAUGAUAAUGAGUUACAAAUGUCUAAAGAAUACAUAAAUCCACCACUAAAGGUUCCUGUUGGUUGUACAACUGAAUUAUCACACAAAGGUCAAGAAUUUUUAACGUUGUUAUUUAUGCAACACGAUCGUGAUCGGGACGGUGCUCUUUCGCCUUCUGAACUGGAGUCAUUGUUUUCACGAUGUUUAACAGCACCCUGGGGUGACGAGUAUAAAUAUACUGUACCAACUAAUGAAAAGGGAUGGAUCACAUUUCAAGGGUACAUGUGUCAGUGGGCAUUAUUAACUCUGACUAAUGUACGAAAAACUCUAGAAUAUAUGGCGUAUUUGGGGUACAACAUGUAUAAUAACGAAUGUCAAACAAACGCAAUCGUGGUUACUCGUGAAAAGAAGUUGGAUUUGGCAAAGAAACAAUCAAGCAGGAAUGUUUAUAGUUGUCAUGUGAUCGGUCCGAAAAGUAGUGGAAAAACAACAUUAUGUAGAACAUUUGUAGAUCCAAAACUUGAGAAAUUAACCGAUGAAAUGGUGCCGUCGAAUUCGCAUGUAACCGUGAAUACGGUACAUGUGUAUGGCCAAGAGAAGACAAUAAUUCUGCGGGACAUAAAUAUACUUAAUGUUCAAGAUGCUUUAACUCCAGCACAAAUUCAAUGUGAUGCGGCGGCUCUUGUUUAUGAUGCUAGUAAUCCUAAAUCAUUUGAAUACAUCGCACGAAUUUAUAUUAAAUAUUUUGCAGACAGUAAAAUUCCUGUUCUCAUAAUAGCAAAUAAGAGUGAUCUGUCUGAAGUAAAACAAGAGUAUUUGCUGCAACCAGUAAGUUUUUGCAAUAAGUACAAAUUGAUGCCGCCACAACCGUAUAGCAUCUCCCGUACAGUACGACGUGAAAUCUUCGUUAAAUUAGCAACAAUGGCAGCUUUUCCCCGCUUUCAAGGAGCAUGGGUAUUAUUUUACAGAGACAGUCCUUUGAGGCGUAUGGUCCACAUGUUGCUUGUCAAACCCUCACCCACUCAAUGGUGGAGUUCUUUUACAAGGUUUUUGUUCGUAUUAUAAGUUUCUGUUAAUUUCACGGUGUGCUCACGACUUACAAUAUGAAAUGUUACGAAUAUUGUCUUUUUUUUUCUUUUUGCAUGAGCAUGAAAUACAAAUGGGUUUUGAAUUUUUGUCGUGACUUUUCAGAAAAACAUUUCACACAUACAUUUCUUUUUAUAUUAUGUGUGUUAUAUUUUUGUGAAAUUGAAAUAUCUAAAAGAACUAGCUAUAACUUCGUUAUAGGGUUGUGUGUCAUGUUAUUUAAUUACACUAUGAUAUGUGUGUAUACACGAGUUUUCUCAUAACCGGAGAAUUAAUAUAAUUUUUUCUCGGUCCCUAUGAAAAUUAAUUCUUGACGUUACAGACAUAUAAAUCAGUUUGGGCUAAUGCAAGGGGAUUCAAUCGUCUGGUGGAAGGCUGGCCUUGGAAUUGCAGUCGCUACUGUUGCCGGUUUU
Messenger RNA from Osmia bicornis bicornis, 2629 nucleotides. It is a transcript of the gene Miro, whose product is annotated as mitochondrial Rho GTPase. Bases 309 to 2195 code for a protein of 628 amino acids. Gene Ontology annotation, cellular component: mitochondrial outer membrane. The transcript is spliced from 13 exons. Gene Ontology annotation, molecular function: GTPase activity; GTP binding; calcium ion binding. Lineage: Eukaryota; Metazoa; Arthropoda; Insecta; Hymenoptera; Megachilidae. Gene Ontology annotation, biological process: mitochondrion organization; small GTPase-mediated signal transduction. The record is from RefSeq and is a predicted model, not a curated record.